Messenger RNA from Amphiprion ocellaris (clown anemonefish), 4339 nucleotides. RefSeq names its product fibulin-7-like. The record is from RefSeq and is a predicted model, not a curated record. Lineage: Eukaryota; Metazoa; Chordata; Actinopteri; Pomacentridae. The coding region runs from base 144 to 1457 and encodes 437 amino acids. The transcript is spliced from 7 exons. Gene Ontology annotation, molecular function: calcium ion binding.
AGUAAAGGAGAAAUUUGUCAAGUGCCUUCGAAAAGAAGCAGCAGUGGAGGAGAUGAUUUAGUUUUGGAGAAGCAGUGGAGGAGCUGAAGACUCAGAGUUGAUCUACAGAACACUGAGGGUUCAUCAGGAGCUGCUUUAUCAGGAUGAGGCUUUUGUCCAGGAUGAAUGUUGUUGGGGUUGUUGUGCUGAUGAUGAGUUUACAUCACAUCUCAUUUUCUUCUGCUCAGGAGUGUCCACCCACUCAUGAUCUCCUGAACUCGCUGCGGCAGGUGGAGAAGAUGUUGGCGAUACACGAGGCAUCUUACCAGCAAGGCCUGCGCUCCCUCAGAAAGAAGAUAAGUGCUCUGCACAACAGCACCAUGGCAAUCUUUAAAAGCGGCAAAAACGCCUCCUGCCCCAAACCAGAAACCCCUGCUCAUGGUCGCAGACUGGGGAGAGUGUUCAGUGUUGGGCAUGAGGUCCACUUCCUGUGCAAACCCGGCUAUGAGCUGAUAGGCCCUCGCACCCGAGUGUGUCUGGAGUCUCUGAAGUGGAGUGGCCAGCAGCCCAUGUGCAGACGCCUCAACAUCACCACCAACUCCUUCUCUCCUGUUGCUCCUUCCUCUUCCUCGUCUUUCCAUGCCUCUGCAGCUCUGUCAGCAUCCUCUUCCUCCUCCUCAGCAUCUUCAUAUUCUCCCUAUUCCUCUUCAUCACCCACGUCAUCCUCUCCCUCCUCCUCCUCCUCUGUCCGACCAUCUCACUGCACACACUUCCUGGGCUCCACCCGCUGCACCUGUGAUGUGGGUUUCACCAUAUCAGGACGUGACAACAACAUCUGCACAGAUAUUGACGAGUGUCAACUGUUCCCUCUGGGUCAGCCCGGUCGGCUCUGCAUCCAUCAGUGUGUAAACACACCUGGAAGCUUCCACUGCUUCUGUCCAGAUGGCUAUGAUCUGGCCCAAGGUGGCCGCAGCUGCACAGACAUUGACGAGUGUGAAAACCAGAUGCACAACUGCACAGCGGACCAGGUGUGUGUGAACACUUUCGGAGGUUUUCAGUGUGUGGCAGUGGAGUGUCCUGAGAUGAAAAAUGCUACAUACAUCAAGACGUCACCAAUGCGUUGUGAAAGGAACCCGUGCAUGAUGGGAGACACGGCCUGCAUUCAAGCACCAAACUCCAUCUCCUUCCACUUCCUGUCUGUGGUGUCCAACAUGUCCGCACCUCGUGUCCUCUUCCGGGUGUCUGCGGCUCGAGUGCUGGGUGACACGCUGCGAUUCGGCCUGGCAGGUGGUCGUGGGCGGGGUCAUUUUAGCGUGCAGCGUUCAGGCCGGCAGACCGGCACCUUACUCCUGGUGACACCCAUCAAGGGUCCAGCCAAUCUGGAGGCUGAAGUGGAGAUGAGCGAGCUGGAGCGCAACACCCUGCUGGGCCGCUACCUCACCAAGGUCACCCUGUUCGUCUCCCCAUAUGAGUUUUAGAGGGGACGGUUAAGAAGUGGGUGUAGGUUUAAACUUCAUCAGGAUUGGGCACAGAUUGUUAUACUAGUUUACCUAGUAAUAAACAAUCAUAGAGUCUACUGAAAUCAGAGAAGUCACUUCUCUUUUUAAGUUGAAAAAUCAUUAAAUGAGUUUUAAAUAGGCCUAUUUACUAAAUACUGUUAUGGAACAGGUCCAAACACAACACACAGAAGCACACUGAACCUCAUUCACACAUUUUUCAUCAAAAAUAUCAUGACAGUGGCUUUGAGGCUUUGUAAUUACUAAAAUACUGUGCUGACACUAUACUGGCUUCGUUAUUACCUAACUGGCCUGGUCACUUAGUUCAGUCGACACACUCUGUUAUGGAGCAGUUCAUACCCCAACACACUAAACUGCAUGAUGCAACACAGCUAAUGAACCACUAUAGCUUCUGUUAGCUACUGCUGCAAAUUCAUGUGUCAAGUUCAUCAAAGUCUAGCCUGACCAUGCAUUAUUUACUGAAGUACUGUAACCAAAUCUGCUGAGUACUGCUAGUUCAUUGGAAUGAAUUAAACUUGCCAUAAAUUUUUAUUCAUUCAUUUUUGAAUGCUGUCACACAAGCAUCAGCUUCCAGGCUUUGAGUUUGAAGCAGGCCGACGGUUUGGGUGAUGGCAAACAUAUAAAAGUGAAUGCAAAAUUGAUGUCCAGCUUGGAUUCAGGCUCUCCUACAGUGGGUAGGUCAUUCAGUCUGUCACUAAGUUAAGCUGUUACAUUCAGUUCAGUAACUACUCUACACAACAUGUAAAUUUGUAAAGUUAACAGCUCAGUUAACAGUUCAGCAGCAUAUUAUUUAAUAUGAUUGGUCAUUUAUUUUAGUGUCUAAUGGAUUUUGAGGUCUUUUAAUAUACUUUUAACAAAUUAUGAAUUAACGGUGCUCUCAGUGCUUUUAGAAAUGUGUUAGUUCAUGUACUGAGCAACGGUACAGCUCAUGGAAGCAGCAGUGCUGAGUAUAAUUUCAUUUGUAUAGCACUAACAGCAAAACUUAUAUUUGUGUUAAACUGGAAAGGUCCCCAUUGUUACUUAGUUUUUGUGUAUGACACUUUGUUUUGUGUUUUUUGUGUUGUUUUGUUUUGUUCUGUUCUGUUGAUAUUAUAUUAUAACGCUGUGUCUUUAAAAUCAAUUCUAAAAAAUGAAAUGAUCUUGGAUCGUACAGAUGGAGAGGUUUAUGGGCAGGAUGACGAAUCUUAUUGCAAGUUUCUAGGUUUAACAAAGGAAGCGUGGGAGGGGUGUCAAACCACUGAGUGCUUUUGGCCUCUUUGUAGGUUACUUAAUCUGUUGAACUUCUUCUGUUUUAUGAAUUCUGUAUAUAAUAUAGCUAAGUUCAAGUACACCAAAGAUAUUUAGUGUUUCUGCUGUUAUAAUUAUAGUAGCGGUGCAACAGCAGGUCAGUCAGCAAACUAGUGUAGAAAUUCAGACUAAAGAAACAAGAUGUGUUUACGUUAUUAUUACUGUGGCUUAACUGUACUUAAGCCCACUGCAUCCACAAAAGAAAAAGAAAUUAAAAAACUAAUUUAAUAAUGGCUACCUUAUGGCAAACAAUCCUUAUCUCAAAAUCAAGAUAAAACUAUCUUAUAGUUACCAGACAAUGUACAAUUGAUGAAAUGGGCAGUAAUUAGAACACUUAACAACUUGCCUGUGAAUCAUCAGGUUGUUAAGAUGUCUUCACUAUCAGAAUUAUUCUGUGAUAGUUGCAGUACAUCCAAUGUUGCACAGCAAAAAAGAAAUUGUUAAAAGCUAAUUCAACAUGCUCCAUUUAUCAAAAUGUUAACAAAUAAAGGCCACAGUGAAACUUACUAUCAUGUUAUUCUCCCUGUCCAAUUACAAAAAACUCUGUUUUGUGAAUGCAGUGCAUAUCUGUACAUUUACAAUCCACAUUAGCUGACGUGUGAUCAUGUUUUUAAUAAAUAUUUUGGUACUUUUUAAAGGCUACACUUCCAGUCUAUGAUACUCAAGAGAUACAUUCUGAGUUCAUUUAAAAGUAUAAAAUAGUGACGGGGUUUUCCUAGUUUGUGCCUCUUAUGUACUAUCAUCACUUUGAAGUCAAAGAGCUAAGCAUCUGCUUAUACAUUAAGAAUUGGCAAAAAGGCCACUUUAGACAUCUAUUAUGUUUGGAAAACUGAAGACCCAACCUGAGAAACAGGUUAGUUAUAUUUUAUUCUUCAACAGAAUCACUACGGUUCAAAAGUUUGGGGUCACUUAAAAAUGUCCUUAUUUUUGAAAGAAAAGCAGAUAUUUCAAUGAAGAUAACAAAAAAUUAAUCAGAAAUCCAGUCUAGACAGUGUUAAUGUGGUAAAUGACUAUUCUAGCUGGAAACAGCUGAUUUUUAAUGGAAUAUCUCCAUAGAGGUACAGAGGAACAUUUCCAGCAACCAUCACUCCUGUGUUCUAAUGCUACAUUGUGUUAGCUAAUGGUGUUGAAAGGCUAAUUGAUGAUUAGAAAACCCUUGUGCAAUUAUGUUAGCACAUGAAUAAAAGUGUGAGUUUUCAUGGAAAACAUGAAAUUGCCUGGGUGACCCCAAACUUUUGAAUGGUUGUGUAUGUUUUUUGUCAUCCAAACAGUAGGAAAAAUCUUUUCUUUCUUAGAAUGCUUUCCAAAUAGUGUUAAGUGUUUAAGCACAUAUGUUUUUGAAAAAGGAUUCCUUAGGUCUGUGGCUUGAUGUUUUGAUGAUGAUAACUUAUAAGAGGCACACACUGAGGCUAUGAAUGAGUCAAUAUAUUUGCCAUUUCUGUGUUAAAGCUGGAAGAUUUUUGCUGAUAUUAUACUUAAGUUUGUAUUCUGAUUAUGUUGCUGAAUGUGUUCUGUUCAGCACAAAAUAAAGGUGUUUGUCCCAAACUUUGCGCCAA